Molecule: messenger RNA, 3287 nt
Organism: Cephus cinctus (wheat stem sawfly)
Lineage: Eukaryota; Metazoa; Arthropoda; Insecta; Hymenoptera; Cephidae
Product: solute carrier family 41 member 1
Exons: 9
Coding region: 515-2245 (576 amino acids)
Biological process (GO): monoatomic cation transport
Cellular component (GO): plasma membrane
Molecular function (GO): monoatomic cation transmembrane transporter activity
Source: RefSeq, a predicted model, not a curated record
ACACGCUCACAUAUGCCAACUUGCGUUCUAUACUGCAAGAGAACGGACUAAGCCUUUUUUAUCAGUCAAGUGCGGUCGCGUGUGGCGUACACAUCAUAUGUUCUUCUUCCACCUCAUUUUACAUUAAGUGAACCUCUAGUCACGGCAGGAGUCACUGAAAAUAAUAAGUCGAAUAGAAUUCGCGAAAGACCGUCACUUAUAAUAUAAUUUUGGAUUUUAAUAUUGGAUUAUCUUAAGUUUCAUAAAUUAUUUCCACGACCUUACAAGAUCUUUGGAUUUAUACAUAUAAAAAAAAAUAAGCUGGCGAGUGAAUUUUUGGAUUUUCAAUUUUGGAAUUUGAGAAUAAACCAAGGAUCACACGCCGACACGCUGGCUACUCGUCGAAAUGCGCACGUAACUGUAAGGCAGACGGGAGUGAUAAAACCGGAAACGAAUUUGCCACGGUUCGAUUAUCUAGGAAUUGUUUCACUGCCGAGAACAUCCGAUCUCAAUUUUCAAAAGCACAGAAUUCGACAUGGUCGCUUUUCCGCCCUCGGAGAACGAACCUACCCUAUUGAAUUUUACCGGCAAGGAACGUGACGGGGAAUUGAAAGGCGAGGUCGUUAAGGUCGAUGAACUUUUGACUACCAAUAAGGGCGAGGUCAACUCAUUGACGGCACCUAGAGUCACGAUGGCCGUUGAUAAGGACAGCCUGGCGCUGACCUUUAACAACGAAAGCGAAAAAAUCGUCGAGUUCGGAGACAAAAUGAAAUCCGUAAUGCCGGACGAUCAGCUCAAGUCGGAGCACAUAAUAGUGAAGAAAGUGGCGGCUCUUCUCAAAUCGUCCAGCAACAACAACGAGAAAAAGGAGCCGAUAAAACAAAGUCCAGGCGGGGGAUCAUUAUCGAGCGGAAGCUCGAUCGUCACGAUAGCUUCCGUUACGAAUUCGGAUCCUGAUCCUGAAUUUCCAAAUGGUCACAAUCAUCAACGUGGGAGAAGACGAUCCGUCGUGGAGGAAAAAUGGUACCAUACCACGCUACAGGUGGCGGUACCAUUUUUUAUUGCUGGUAUCGGUACCAUUGGAGCUGGUCUGAUAUUGGAGGAAGUUCAACGCUGGCCUGUCUUUGUCGCAAUUUCCGAACUGUUCAUCUUGGUCCCCGCACUUUUGGGACUCAAGGGAAAUCUGGACAUGUGCUUGGCAUCGCGUCUCAGCACUCAGGCCAAUCUGGGAAACAUGAGCAGCUGUCGUGAAAUCGUGAAAAUGAUCGUGGGCAAUGUCGCUUUGGUGCAAAUUCAGGCGAUCGUCGCUGCGAUUCUGGUGUCGCUUUUCGCGGUGUCCGUAGGCGCCGUUAUGAAGGGAUCUUUCGUUUGGAACAACGCGCUCCUAUUGGCUGCGGCGAGCGUAUGCACCGCGACGAGUUCCUGCUUCAUUUUAGAUUUUGUCAUGAUCGCGGUGAUACUGGUGUCGCAUCAAUGCAAAUGGAAUCCUGAUAACUUGGCCACACCCUUAGCUGCAUCUGUCGGAGAUGCAGUUUCGAUAACCGUACUAUCGACAAUUGCAUCUGCUUUAUAUUUGUAUCUGGACAAUCAAAUAUGGAUCCUCUAUAUUGUUCUUACUGGUUAUAUUUUGCUACUGCCAGUCUGGAUAUGCGUGGUAUUGAGAAAUAAAUAUACUCGAAACGUGUUAACUUCAGGAUGGACGCCCGUACUGUCGGCUCUGUUCAUAAGCGGUCUCGGUGGUCUGAUCCUUGAUCAAGCCGUAAACGUAUUCGACGGAUUCGUAAUAUUCCAGCCGAUCAUAAAUGGCAUUGGCGGAAAUUUGGUUUCCGUGCAAGCCUCAAGAAUUUCGACCGUCCUGCAUCAAACGUCACUCAUGGGUAUUUUACCGCCACACUCAAAAAUGUGGGUGUCGCCUUGGACCGCGCUUUUCAAUGGAGUUCCUUACGCCAAAACUGCUAGAAUACUUAUAUGUAUGUCUGUACCGGGACAUUUGGUAUUUACUUUCGCAGCCGAUUACAUAAACUGGGGUUACUCAACCUUACACGUAUACUUCGUAGUGAGUUACGUAACAGUGGCGGUAUUUCAGGUCACGCUUUUGCUCUAUAUUGCACAUAUCAUAAUACAUGGCAUGUGGAAAUACAAAAUAGAUCCUGACAAUUCCGCCAUUCCGUAUCUGACAGCUCUUGGCGACCUACUCGGUUCCAUGUUCCUAGCGGCAGCUUUCUGGUUCCUCCAGCAAAUAAACCAGGAAUACGGUGACUACUGAGCCACAAUCACAUUGGCCGUAGUACGAGCUACUGAUUGAUCACACAGUACCAUAUGAAUAACUAUCCAAUAUUUUAAUAUUGGUCUGAUACUCGAUUAACGCACGUUCCAAGUUACCGGAAGUGCGACGCGCGGUCGCAAAUUUUUGGAAAAAAAUUUGCACGGAAAAAUUUUUCGCGGAUACUUUUUCAGUUUCACAAAGUGGGCGUUAUUGUCUUGGCACGUUAAAUUGAAUAUUUUAUUCUCUUAUCCGAUAUAAUCGUUUCUGCGUAAUUGCCAAUCUACGGAAUUGCGAAUUUUUCCAGUUGGAUUAUGUUCCUCUUUUUUUUUUACCCCCAACUCGGAGCUGCACUGUAGUUACGUGCACUCGUAUGCAUCCGUGCUAUGUGCCGAUUUCGUGGAUGUAAUAGGAAUUCAUAUUUUUACACGUACGACCUUGUAGUUAUUGCGAAUAGACUCUUGAAAAAAAAUCUCUGUAUCACAGAUAUAUUCCCAUGGUAGGGAAGAAAAAUUAGUGCAAUUAUUAAGCAACUGUAGAUGCGGUCCGAUACUUAAUUGUAUCAUUGCGAUUAUCGUUGAACCGAAGGAGGAUAAACGGAUGAUAAGUAUGGCGAGCGAGAGGAUGAAUAUGGUAAAUGCAUCCAUUUUCAGAAAUCUGUAUAUAUUUAUAUAAACAUAUUAUAUAGACAUUAUAUCUAUAUAUUUUAUUCCCAUACGAACAAAGUGUACCUGUAAGUUUAAGCAUACAACAAAUCGUAUACAAUGUAUAACGCGUAUGAAAUAACAUUUUACAAUAAGCGUUCUCGCACUCCUCUUAGAGAUUUUAAUUAUGUUUUUUUGUUAUUUUUAAUUCGUUACACGAACAAUUGUUUAUUUAUUUAAAAAAUUUGCGUGGCGUAAUUUGUAAGAUUCGACUCGCGUAUAUCGUCGUUGGCGGCUGAAGGUAAACUGUCAGUGAUAUUACUGACUGUAUUAUUACGUCAAAAAAGAAAAAUCAUUGUAAGAAUGUCAUUACGUUAAUAGAAAAAAAAUGUGUGAAAAAA